This is a messenger RNA of Ichthyophthirius multifiliis, 1269 nucleotides long. RefSeq lists its product as hypothetical. The transcript is spliced from 6 exons. The record is from RefSeq and is a predicted model, not a curated record. The annotation marks the transcript as partial. Lineage: Eukaryota; Ciliophora; Oligohymenophorea; Hymenostomatida.
ACUAUUUAUGCUCUAAGAAAAAAAUUAAAAAAUAAACUUGAAAUAGAAUUUUUAAAUAAAAUUAUAUAUUAACUAAGCUUUUUUGCUAGCAAAGUCCAAUAAUAGUAAGAAAAUAAUAAAUAAGAUUAAUUAAUGAAUUGACUUAUAGAUUUCAUAAAAAGCAUGAAGUUAUAUUCUCAUUUGGUGAUAAGGGUUAAGAAUUGUUUGUGGUUAUUAAAGGAUCAGUUUAUUGUUUAAUUCAAGAUUAAAAAUAAUAAAAAAAAUAAAAGAGAAAAAUACUUUUAAAUUAAAUAUAAGAGAAAUAAAAUGAAACCGUAAAAGAAAAAUUAGCAAGGAAUUUUUUAAAUAAACUAGUUACAAAUGUAAGUAAAAAAUCCGUAAUAGAUGAUAAUGUUAAAGAUUUUGUUAGUAAAAUAAAGUUUAAUUAUAUGAAAAAAAGUUUGUAAAGUUAAGUUAAAUAAAGAUAAAAUAAUUAGACUUAGGAACUUGAUAAUGAAAAAAAUGAUGAAGAAAAAGAAUAAAUAUAUUUAAAAGAAAACUUUCCAGAUUUUGUUUUGGCAAAAACUUUUUAUGAAGGCGAGUAUUUUGGAGAAAUUUCAUUACUAACCUAAUAAGAAAGAACAGCUACUAUUAUAGCAAGAUAAGAUUCUCACUUUAUGGUUUUAAACAAAAAAGGAUUUAAUAAAGAAACUAUAUAUAAUGAAGGAGAUCCAUCCAAUUAUUUUUUCUUAAUAAAAUCAGGAGAUAUAGUUAUUAAAAAAAAACAAUAAGUACCUGUUUAGAUUAAUGAUGAAGAAACCUUAAAUUAAAAUUAAUUAAAAAUUUGCUUUAAAAAUAAUGAAUAAUAUACAUUAAAAAUUGUUGGAUAAGGCAGCUUUUUUGGAGAUGAAGAAUUAGUGAAAGGAAUUCCUGAAAGACAAGAAAGAGCUAUAUGUAAUAGUGAAGAAUGUGAACUAUAUUAAUUAGAAUAAAAAGGACUAUAUUAAAUUCUUGGUUAUAAUUUUUAUGAUUGUUUAUAGUAAUAAGUGGAAAAUAAAUAAUAAAUAAAAUAAGAAAGACUUGAACAUUUAAUAAAGAUAAAAAUACCUUAAAAAAAUAUAGAAGGAUUAAAUUAAUUUUAUGAAGAUGAGAGAAAUAAAAAAUUAAAUUAAAUCCAAUAAGAAUAAAUUAAAUAAGCAAUUUCAAUAAAAAAUUAGAUUAUGUUUGAUAAAAAUAUGUUAUAAAAUGAAAAAAAAAAAUCAUAAAAUGUUUAAAUUAAUGAUACAGAAG